Molecule: messenger RNA, 7550 nt
Organism: Anopheles arabiensis
Lineage: Eukaryota; Metazoa; Arthropoda; Insecta; Diptera; Culicidae
Exons: 5
Coding region: 1396-4485 (1029 amino acids)
Cellular component (GO): plasma membrane
Source: RefSeq, a predicted model, not a curated record
GCAACUAGCGGUGAUGAAUGUUUGAUAGAGCAGUCCGGUGUGUUCGUGUACGUGCCGCGGGAAGAAAAACCCAUUCGUUCCGCCCAUCCCAACACGAGGCGCGAGCGCAAGCGAUAAGCGAUGCCACCGACCAGCCCGGGCACGGCCAAGAGCUUACCCAAACAAACCGUUACAUUACAUUAUUAAAUCGCUGCCCACCGUCGGUCGCGGACGUACCCGCGGGUCCCGAGCUUGGCAGACUUGGAAGCGAACGGAUUGCCUGGCUGUCAUCCCAAGUUGCCCGUUGUGAUUCUGGCCACGCGCGCGCGCCCGUCCGCCAGCGAUAGUUCUGUGAUAGCGGUGCAGAUAGAGAGCAGUGCAGAGGGCUGGGGACAGUGAGUAGCAGCAUCGUCUCUUAGCUAACCGUAACGAAGAGAGCGGUACGGGAUCGGAUUGGCAAAAACGGUGCAAAUCAACGCUCCAAAUUCAGCGCUCAGUAUCCGUGCCAUGUCACAGGAGAAAGCUAAGAAGUUCGGAACGUUAAGAGAGUGAAAGUGGUGUUCUUAAAUCAUUCAUUACGCGCAAACAAAGCCACGUAGAGUCAACGACACUGUGGGACGCUAGUGCUACUGUGGAGCAUUCAGACAACGAAAUCUGAGCUGUGCUGCAUCAAAAACGUUAGAGUGUUUGUACCGUUGCCCCAUCCAGUUGGGGUGAGAAGAGAAGGUAUCUUAUCGAAGUGAUAAGCGGAACGUGUAAGGCACCAAACCCUAUCUGGUGAUAAGUGAGACGCAAAAUCCCGUUCGUGGUUUGUGAUAAAAAUCGAAACCCCCGUAAGCUCUGAUCGGUUGUUUGUGCGAUCGAUUCGUCUUAACCAUUUCCGGCUUGCGUUGGUAAAUUGCAAUUUGUUUAUCUAGUGUGCUGUGACGUGGAGUUUUGACAGGUUGACGCAAGUGUAUUCUGAAACGUUUCUGGAAGAUUGCAAGGAAGUGUUUUUGUUGGGUGUUGGUGGUUUUGUUACAGAAUUUGCUGUUAUUCAUCAAGAAUUGCAUUGAAAGGGGAAAACAUACGGACGACACGCGAGUGCUUUUGUGAGGGGGUCGAACGGGCCGGUCCCGUCCAAUCGGCUCGGCGCUGUGCUGUGUGCUGCUAAUCGAUCGAUAAUGACAAAAUAACAGCCGACCGAACGAAGUGCACGAAGACCACCGGAACACAGGCUAAGGUCAAGGGCUGCGUACGUCGAGAUUACGCCAGCGAACGUAACUGGCAAAACAACACGGAACCGUCUCUCGCUGCGUGUUACCGUCAGUAUUCGCCGAGAAGGGGCGACCAUCGGGCGACACUGUGACACUCGCUGUGUGCGUGUGUGUGUGUGUGUGGUGCAGCAUACCUUUACCGGCCUCCAAAAGAGUGAUAAUGUGCUCCCGCCGAAGUAGUCGAGCGUCCUGCGGGACAUCCUCGACGCCUUGGGUCCUGGGCGUUGUUACCCUCACACUGCUGACGCUCGCCCCCAGCCGAAGCCUUUGCAGUGUAGCACCACAUCCGGCCACUAGCACCAUUAGCAGCGUUACCAGUUCCAGUGUCGCAUCGAGCAGCUCCACCGCCCCCGUUCCGGACGCUACGACCGCGCGGCCGACGGUCAGCGCACGCCAGGAUGCGGGCCCGACCGAACAGCCAACCCUGCCACCCGAAGGUCAGAUACCGCUGGAACGAUUGCCCUCCAACACGCUGCUCAAGUACACCGCCUACAAGGACGUCUCGAUACUGCACUUCCGCAUACCGACCGACACCCGGACGGCCUUCUUUAGCUUUAAGGCGUACGAGGAAUCCAAAGGUGCCUUCCAGCGCAACUGCAAACCGAACGAUAUUACGCUGCACCUGAAAGCGGGAAGCUAUCCGGUCAUCAGUCCGGAAAAUAUCACAUUUCCCAAACACUUUCUAGACGCCGAGGAGCGGUUCGAAAUCCACAGCCUACAGUUCAAGUCGGACAGCACGACGAGGCGGGUAAGCAUUGAGGGACCCCAUCCGGGCAACUGGUUCGCCGUGGCAUUCAUCAGCUGGACCGACCCGAACAACGAGCGGAUAGAGCAGCAAGGUCUGGCGGCAUCCUGCGAAACACUGCUCAUGUCCGAGAUGGCGGUCGUGAGCGCCCGGCCCCAGCUGCUGAACGUGGACGUCCGGUACGAGGGUACGCUGGCGGCCGAUCAGCCGGAACCGCGGUCGUUCAAGUUCUUCGUGCCGCACAACGUGUCGAUCGUCACCUGGCGGCUGUCCAUCGCGCAGCCCUGCUUCAACUGUACGGACGUGAGCUUCCACGUGCAGGCGAGCGCCCUGCCCACGGCCCGCAACUAUCUGCAGAACGCGCUCAUCUGUCCGAACCAGACGGGGGACGUCAGCAUCGAUUUCUAUCCGCACGAGGGCGCCUGGCACUACGUGGAUAUGGACUUUACGCGUGAAACGAUGCCCACCGCCAUCGGUGCGAUUGUGGCCCCUGGCUACCGGGCGCCAAACGAGACGACCGAGCCGGAGGAAAGGAAACAGCAACCGGCGGCACCCACCACCGCCGGUGCACCCGAGGCACAAAUGGUCGCGUACACGGUCGAGCUUAUCUAUCACGAUACGUACGAUGCAGGGGUAGGACCGACUGCUGCUGCUGCUGCUACUACAACGACUCCGUCCACCGAGGAUCCAACGCCUGCCGAGAGUGGCGACGCAGCGGAGGACAGUGCGGAGGGUCCCGCGGCCGACACCAAAUCGCUGCCGAACCGAAGCUUCGAUCGCUACCCGGUGCUGCGCCAAACGUACCGCGAGUUCUUCAUGUUCGACUACGACCUGCUGCCGGACGUGAACGGGACGGUGCCGGUGACGCUUAACCUGACCGCCGGCGUGCCGGCACUGAUGAAGUUCGACGUGAACGAUGUGUACGACAUUGGCGGGACGCUUAGCUUUGCCGUUGCGAUGCGGCAGGAUCUCAAGGGCAGCUUGAUCGACGCGCGCCACGAAUCGACCAACGAGCAUGCGAGCGUGGUGGCGGAGAAGCUGGUCGACGUGCAGGAAGAGUUUGUGCCGGAGGUGGAUCUGAUGACGACAACGACGACGACGACGACCACCACCACCACCACAACGGCCAGUACUACCACGAGCACCACGCCAUCGAGCACUGGUGAGGCGAGCAAGGGCAAGACAGCGCCAGCCGGCAAAGCAAAUCAAACGGUGAUCGUGUGCCUGCGCCUGGAGGAACCGGGCAUACCGACCUGGCCGGACAAGUGUGUGUACGGCCGGCACAUCUACCCGGCCGCCAUCGUCAUCAACAACACGGACGCGGACACGAACACGGGCCUGGUGCACGUGCCGUUUCCCGAGCCGGGCAGCUGGUACGUCACGCUCGGCCUGUUCUGCCACGGCACGGAGGCGACCGCCCGCUCCACCAUCAUCGACAGCGUGAAAGACUUCGUGCGCUCCUACCGAGCGACACUGGCGGCGAUGCGCGCCCCAUGCUCGUGCGCCGACCGGCUCAGCUACUAUCGCGGCUGUCUCGCGGACGACGGCUGCCUGCAGGCGCUCAACGAAACGGAAACGCUCAAGAUCAAGGAGUGCAUCAUGGACGCCAAGUGUACCGGCGGCCGGUCGGACGAGAUGGCGCGCAAGUUCGAGCAGCACCACAAGUACGCAACGGAGCAGAGCGUGCAGGGUGGCGUCGCGGACAGCACCUGCAACUCGAGCGUCGUCUUCACCAUCUCGUCCAGCCCGUGCGUGGCGGGGCGCUGCGGGCGGUUCGGCCGCUGCUACCACUACAUGUCGGGCGGGUUCGUGUUUUCCACCUGCCUCUGUCUGCGCAACUAUCGCGGCUGGGACUGUACGGAGGAUUCGCAGGUACCGUCCAGUGCCUCGAUCCUGCUCGCCUCGCUCAUGCUGACGCUGUCCAAUCUGCUGUUUCUGCCGAGCAUCUUUUACGCGGUCAAGCGCGGCUACCACAGCGAAGCGAUCAUCUACUUCUUCGCGAUGUUCUUCUCCGCGUUCUACCAUGCGUGCGAUUCGGGCGAGGAAGAGUUUAGCUUCUGUCUGGUGAAGAUCGGCGUGCUGCAGUUUUGCGACUUCUACUGCGGGCUGCUCGCGAUCUGGGUGACGCUGAUCGCGAUGUCCAACAUCCGGCACCAGCUCGUGUCGCUGCUGCACAUGCUCGGUGCGAUCCUGCUCGCGUUCGGCACCGAGCUGAACAAGCAGUCGCUGUGGGUGUUUCUGGCGCCCGCCCUCACCGGCAUCUGUCUCAUCUCGGUCAGCUGGGGGCUGCGGUGCCGCAAGACGAAGCGCUGCUUCCCGGCCCGCAGCUACCUGGCCCUCUACCUGCCGAUCGGCAGCGUGCUGGUGAUGGUGGGCCUGGUCUGCUUCGCCUUUCUGCAGACCAAGCAGAACUACCACAUCGUCCACUCGAUCUGGCACAUGGUGAUGGCGCUCAGCAUUCUCUGCCUGCUGCCGGACCGCAAAACGUUCCACCCGAAGUGCUAGCAUACGGUGCGCAUCUACCUGCUCAACUCGGGCUCACCCUCCACCUCCACCCAGUCGUCGUCCGGCUCGAUGUCGACGUCCUCGACGACGUCCUCCUGCUCGACCGUGGCGGCGGUGGCCGCCAGCACCACUACCAGCUCCGUCGCCACCACCGCCACCUCGGCUGUGAUAUCCCAGGCGUCCCCGGUGGCAGCGCCCUGCACAGUGGCCACGAUUACGGACGGACAGGGGGCGAUCGUACACCGCGAACGGGCAGCACCGGGACACGAAGGGCCAGUGGAAGCACUAGCGCCAUAAAUGGCCCGCUCGCUCAACCUUCUGCACCUUUCCCCCACGGUCACACGCCCUGCACACGCCAGUAGUAGUAGUUAGAGAGUAACACCGAGCACCACCACAACCCGAUCGAUGUUGAUGUCCUGCACCCCUCCUUCUCAAAUUGUGGCCGCAGAUACUAGUUAGAUGGAUUAGCUCAAUGGGCAGCGUGGGGGGGGGGAAGGGAACGGAACGACUCAGGACUUCCUGGUCCAGAACGCCCCUCCUUCCCGGUGUCUUCUCGAUAUGAUGUGUGUGUGUGUGUGUGAUUUGUUAUCUCGUGUCUCUGUCUGCAUAGGUCUAUGUAUGUACGUGUAGGUGUAUGUGUGUAUGUAUGUGUGUGCGUGUGCGUAUCUGUGCUUGAAAGAUUAAAGGGCGCUUCCGGCGUAGGGCGCUGCGGUGGAUGUGUUUUAGAGCUCGUGUCGUCCACAUUCCGGCAUAUGGUUGGCGCGAUGGUUGCGGCACUUUCGUCCCAUUUCCUCAAUCGAAUGCUGUAGAACGGAAGAGAGAAACUAUUGGUAGAGAUCGAUUACACUAGGAGCAAGAGGAGGAAAUGUUCUAAUACUCACACUGCACACACACACACAAGAAACGCCAUAUAGAUAUAUAUUUGAGGGUGCCAGAUUUACACCGUUCGAUCGACCAUUGUUUGAUAAAUUCAUACGUGCCUUGCUGUUGUAGUGGAAGCGGAACCCGAGCAAAAAGAGAACAAAAAAAGCAACGACCCUCCCCGACCAGACAGUUGCAGUUACGACAAGUUCGAAACUCGCCCCGGAAACAGUGGACAGCGCUGCUGGCGGGAUAUGGGUGCGAAGGGACGAGGGUUUUGUGAAGCUUUUACUCCUUCAACUUUCUCGUGUCAUGUUGUUGUUGUUGUUGUUGUGCACAGCCCAAUCUGCGCGGGUGUUUUUGUAUUUCCUCUUUGCGUUUCAACCAAACGAUACGAUGCACAUCCGUUUUUCACUCCCGUACACACUCACACACACACACCCUCCAAAACACAGUCACCAAAUAUCCGGUUUUUUGCACCACUCACUGUUAGGGAACGAACGCGAAGCGGCAGAAACUAAACCUGCAAACAAGAGAGAUAAGAAUUAUUGUAAAAACAUUGCAAAAACCAAACGAAGAAGCGGAUUAAUUAAUGUAACUUUACCCCGUAGUAGUGCGCCGGUAGCGAGAGGAACUAGAGAAAGAGAGUAAGAUUAUAAUUACUAUUUACCACAACAGCCAUCCCCUGGCGAACGUAAGAACGAAAAAAGUGAAACAAACUCUUAAACAUUUUACACCUCCAAAAGCAAAUGAAAUAGAUGUUUGAUACCAAAAAAAAUAAAAAAUAAAAAAUAAAAACAAAAGCUCAAAUAACCCUAAACCAGAGCAAAGUAGUUAGAGUACGCGCGAAACUGCAAGCAACUUCUUAUCACAGCAACAACCACAACAACUCUUUUUGUCGCACGGUAUCGUACACUUAUAUGUUUGUUUGUUUUUGUAUAAGUAAUAGAAGCAAACUGGCUAAGGCAAUGCACAUCACUUCAAUGUAUGGCGCCGCAAAGGGUUGUAAUAGAAAGCCCUUGCGCAAGAGAGAACAGGAUAGGCACGCGGAACGCGCAUAACUAGCAUGUACAACAUGCCAAUAGGAACACAUUUAUGAUCAGCAUUAGGCAGUGCUGUGGAAGUACACACCGGUUCUCAUUUACUGGAAGAAAAAAAGACAGACUUUGAUGGCAUAUUUUUCUACCACUGUAAUACGACUACUACCACAGCGUGAUCGAACACUGUUACCAAGCGCGCGGAAAGGUGGGAUUAUGAAUCCGCACCGGUUUUCUUGUAUAAACGAACUAUUAUUUUCUUUUAUCUUAAUUAAAAAAAGUACGAACUUUCGUCCGAGAGCAAAAUGAAAAGCAAUGGUAAAGACUGCAACCCUCCAACAAACGUGUGUGUGUGUUUGUGUGUUUAACGCUACUCGGCAGUAUAUAGGGUUUUCCAAUAGGGUUCUCAUAGUUGUGGGACUCUUCCUUGACUCUUUCUUAUAAGAAGGGAACUUCAUAUGAAGGAAAUUGGACUCUAUGGCACCCUUUUUGGACAGGCUCCUUGGAGAUUCCGAUUGGAUUUGUCCAACAAGGGUGCUACAGAGUCUAAUUCACGAAAGAAAGAGGUAAUAACGUGUCACACAGCUAUGAGAACUCCCGGAAAACCCUGUAACGUUCGGCAUCGGCCCACGUGGACGAACCACUGCGCCACGUGUGCCAUACACUACGUUGCGAAGUACGAAGAGUGCUUUUUUUAUUUUUACUUCUUACUUACACAGUGGGAAAACAAACAAACAAACAAAUGAAAAACCAAAGCUAAUAACGCCUGUUCCGGACCCCCGGAACACACCCCGGAACACACCCUAGGAUACGAAUGUAAAAAUGAUCGGAUAGAAAAGGGAAUUUUUCACCUAGACCUACGUCGUUCUUUAACAUAAAAUAAGGAAACAAACACAAAAACACGAUAAAUCUUUGCACAGAAACAGUAUCAAACAGUACACAAACGGACGCGAGCGCGCGCGCAGGAAAAGGAUAUUAGUAAGCGUGACACUCUUGCGUGGAGUGCGGCGCACUGGCACGGUAAAAAAAAAGUUGUAGAAAAGUUGACGAAAAGGGAUCGUGUUUGUAAUCGAUGGAGAGAAAUAAUGCAGCAGCAGCGACAACAACAAAAAAAAACUCUAUGUGUAAUAGCAACAAAGAUCUAAUAAACGUUUUCUAAAAAAACAA